AUGUCUUUACCUCGCCUGCUCACGAGGCGACACAGCUCUUUUGUGCCCCGGUAUGCAUUCCCCAAGUACAAUAUACGGAAGUCGGAUUUCAAGGGCCAUCAGAUGAAGGCGUUGAAGAAAUUUGAGUAUCUGGCACCACAACUCAAGAUGAUCAUAGAACUGAGGGACAUUAGGGCACCACUGUCGACGCGGAACGUUCUGUUCGAUAAGAUUCUCUUCUCCAAAAAAUACGACCUUGAAAGAUUAAUAGUGUACACGAAGAGCGAUUUGAUGUCACAUGCAAAUUCUAGAGAGUACCUGAAGAAAUUGGCGAGUUGGCAUGACCAGAUGAACGAGAAGUUUAUCAUUAUAGACUGUAGAAAGGUGUCUGAUGCUAAAAACCUAAUGGAUAUAAUAAACUGGAGUUCGAAAAAAACCCUAGAAGAGGGAAUUCCUUUGCCUAUGGGGUUUCGCGCUUUAGUAACUGGUGUGCCUAAUUUGGGGAAAUCUACAUUGGUUAACUCUCUAAGAAUGCUGAAUGCCGAUACUUAUGAUCCGGAAAGGAUAGGCAGGAGGAAAAAUAUCAAAGUUGCGAAGACCGGGAAUGUAGCCGGUGUUACUAGGAGCACCAGUGAGUGUAUUCGUAUUUCUCCAAGCAAAAGUACACAGGGGGUCUAUUUGAUUGAUACCCCGGGGAUUGGGUUACCUGGGAGAGCCAGUACCGACCAGAGAUUCCUUGCUCAGGCGCUUUGCGGUUGCAUAAAGAAUAACCUAAUAGAUCCAGUUAUUCUGGCAGAUUUUCUCUUAUACACCAUGAACUUACAGAACUGCAAGCAUGGCGAAUGGUAUUCCUCGUCGACAACAAAUCCGACAAAUGAUAUUGAUGAAGUCUUGAAUAGACUUAAAUCAUUGAAGGAUUUGAGGAAAGAUGAUACGGCGAUUGCGCUAAAAUGGGUUAACGAAUGGUCGAAAAAUGGGAGAGACAUUGUGUUUGAUGUAGAGAUGCUAUUGAGUCCUGAUGAGUUUUCUUACAAGGAUUACGUUGUACAGGAGUUGAAAAAACUCUCCGACUUCGAAAUCAAUGCAGCAUCUACAAUAAAACGUCAUGGCGCCAAUAGAUCAGUGUUCCAACUUUGA
Molecule: messenger RNA, 1116 nt
Organism: Huiozyma naganishii CBS 8797
Lineage: Eukaryota; Fungi; Ascomycota; Saccharomycetes; Saccharomycetales; Saccharomycetaceae
Gene: MTG1
Product: putative GTPase MTG1
Exons: 1
Coding region: 1-1116 (371 amino acids)
Cellular component (GO): mitochondrion
Molecular function (GO): GTP binding; GTPase activity
Source: RefSeq, a predicted model, not a curated record